AUGGGCUCUGUAAGCUGUGUGGCGCGGCGAUUUGGGUCGCUGCUGUGGCGCAGGGCUCUGUCCCCGGGAGCGGUGCUCUCGGCGGGCUGGGGGCCACGGCUUUGUCUGCUGGCCGCGGGUCGGCUUAAGGCGGGACCGGCGUUGGGCCUGGCCUGCCUGAGCCCCGACCGCGCGCGCGGCCUGCACGGCGGACCGGGCUUAGAGGAGCGGGCGGAGGGGGCAGCUGGCCAGAAGCGCCCGGAGACAGGCACAGCAGAUCAUACUGGUCCCAAGUUUGACAUCGAUAUGCUGGUUUCACUUCUGAGGCAAGAAAAUGCAAGAGACAUUUGUGUGAUCAAGGUUCCUCCAGAAUUGAAAUAUACAGAUUACUUUGUGAUUGGUAGUGGAACUUCCACCCGACACUUGCAUGCGAUGGCCUACUACAUUGUCAAAAUGUAUAAAUACCUGAAAUGUAAAAGUGAGCCUCAUGUUAAGAUUGAAGGGAAGGACACUGAUGACUGGCUCUGUGUGGACUUUGGCAGCAUGGUGAUUCAUUUGAUGCUUCCAGAAACCAGAGAAACCUAUGAAUUAGAGAAAUUAUGGACCCUACGUUCUUAUGAUGACCAGUUAGCACAGAUAGCACCUGAGACAUUACCUGAAGACUUCAUUCUUGGAAUAGAAGAUGAUACUUCAUCCCUGACUCCAGUGGAGUUCAAAUAAGAAUAAAAUAAUAUCAACUAUUUUGUCAUUAUCAGAUUUGGAUUGAGUUACUUCUUAAAAAUACAGCUGUGAAAUCCCACCUGAUUGGUCAGGUUGUUGUCCAAAGCCUUAUCUGUGGGCAUGCAUGCUGAGUGUGGAAAUUGUGGGUAAGUGAGCUGAUUCUUACACCAAGAAUCAGUAUAUUUAAACUAAAAUUUUAGUACAUUGUUUUUAUUUCUGAUAUCCCAGCAGGAUUUCACGGAGUUAGUAUUGGCCUCUAUGCUCUGCUCACAGUUUAGUUUUGCCUCAGUGUAAAUCUUAUUCUGUAGAUGGAAUAGCCAUUUUUU
Lontra canadensis (Northern American river otter) is the source of this 1025-nucleotide messenger RNA. It is a transcript of the gene MALSU1, whose product is annotated as mitochondrial assembly of ribosomal large subunit 1. The coding region runs from base 1 to 699 and encodes 232 amino acids. Gene Ontology annotation, molecular function: ribosomal large subunit binding. The transcript has 4 exons. The record is from RefSeq and is a predicted model, not a curated record. Gene Ontology annotation, cellular component: mitochondrion. NCBI's taxonomy places the organism in Eukaryota, Metazoa, Chordata, Mammalia, Carnivora, Mustelidae. Gene Ontology annotation, biological process: negative regulation of translation; negative regulation of ribosome biogenesis.